Durio zibethinus is the source of this 1524-nucleotide messenger RNA. Lineage: Eukaryota; Viridiplantae; Streptophyta; Magnoliopsida; Malvales; Malvaceae. The record is from RefSeq and is a predicted model, not a curated record.
AACGUGUCUGGUGGUACACCUGUUGCUGGUGGAUAUAUGAGGCAAAGGCAUAGUCAAGGAUAUGCAUCAGGCGAUGAGGACCUUGAGGAUGAUGCUUGCUCAAGGUUGCAACCUUUGUCAUCAGCAACUCCGAGAACUAGGAGUUGGACUGAGAUUCUGGAGAAUGUGCUUUGGGUUGGUUCAGCAUUGUUCAUUAUCUACUUUGGUGAUAGGCACUCCAAUUUGAUAUGUCUAUUGUGGCACGAUGAGCGAAUCAGAAGAAUGCCUUUAUACCUUGGCUUGGUAGGGAUGGGAUUGAAUGUUGCCAUGUUCUUUUAUGCAAGCAUGUUAGCAUGGAGCGUAAGGAGGUUUGACGAAAAGUGGGAGUUGUUAAGCAUUACAACUUUGCCAUUUCUUACCUUGCUUGGACUUAUCUCCUUUUGCUUGCUCUGUUUUGCUCUGUGGCCUAUAUGGGGUUUCUUGACCCUUCCUCUUUUGUUCACACUGUUUAUGGCUGGCUUGGUUGUAUACCCUCAUAUCGUGAUUGAGACACUGAAGCCUCAAAAUGAUUUUUUCCGUAUAGAUUAAGCGUUCUGGUAUAAAGACACAGUACUGACUUUCAUGAAGAUACAAUCUAAAAGAUGGAUAGCAGCAUCAGCUAUUGACUAAAAGUUUUUUUUUUUUUUUUGCCUUGUUGGCCAACGAUGAAUCAUCUUUAAUCAGUCCGAUUUUACAUUGAAAUGUUGAUCUUGAUCUUGCCUUGCCAUGAUGAUGCUUGGUGCACCUUGUUAUUGCUGAUCUUUGUAUUUUGAGUAUUAUGAUAAAAUAUGAAGGGCAGGUCUCUUCUACUUCAAACUUUUGUGUUCAUCUGAUGAUAUUGAGGCAUCCUUGAGUGAUAGACAGGAUUCUUCUUUCAGAUGGAAUUCUUUUGUGUUGAACCACAUCGGUGUUGCUGGGCAUUCCCUUGUGCUUCUGCAUUGUAUACUCAUCUGUAAUGAAGAGGAUACAUCGAAAAGAGCGUGGUUUUCAUAUUACAGUGUGAAAAUUUUAGCUUUCUUGUUAUUAUCUUGUUGAAAUUACCCAUCUUUCAUUUUCCGCUGUGUUGUUUUUUUCUUGGAUUUAGAUCGAGUGGAAUUGCAUGAUGGUUUCACGUAAUCAAAAAAUUGGCAAGUGGAGUUGCAUCAUUACCCCAUCAAUCAUCAAUCGAAUGAAGCUCAUUUGGUUCACAAAUCAAUGACUAAUACAAACAUCAAUGAAAGCAAUUUAUAAGAAUCUCGGGAGAGAAAUGUUAAUGCUUGGCAUUUUUUGGGGAAAAAAAGGAGAAAAAAUCAAGCACUGGAAUUCUGUCACGGCCAAUAUAUAAUAAGUCAACUGCUAGAAGUGAGCCUUUCAUUAGCAUUAGGUUUAAUUAAAGCCAUAGAAAAAAUAUUGGAAGAAAACAGUAAUGAAUAGACACUUCAUCAACACCAAUUUUCUCUUAUGUCUUGUAAAUGAUGGAUUGACAGACAUGGAAACAAAAUUGGCAAGAACCCUUCUUUAUCUGUU